Messenger RNA from Filobasidium floriforme, 408 nucleotides. Its product is annotated as acyl-CoA N-acyltransferase. The record is from RefSeq and is a predicted model, not a curated record. The transcript has a single exon. Lineage: Eukaryota; Fungi; Basidiomycota; Tremellomycetes; Filobasidiales; Filobasidiaceae. The annotation marks the transcript as partial. Gene Ontology annotation, molecular function: N-acetyltransferase activity.
GAUCUCAAAAACUUCAACGGCACUUACAUGAUACCAGGAGCAAGGUUCAUCGUGCUCCGAGCUGCGGGAGAGAUUGUCGGCAUGGUCGGCUAUCGACCGUUCGAUCGGCGGUUCACGAUUGACGACCAUGUUCGGAGCGAGUUGAAGUUUCAGGACCGAAACGUUGUCGAGAUUCUCAGGCUAUUCGUCGAGGAAACACACCGAUCCAAGGGACUCGCUUCCAUGCUCAUCGCAGAACUUGUCGACAGGGCCAAGGAGGAUGCAGUCGACAUCAUGUACCUGCACACGCACACGUUUUUGACCGGUGCGAAAAACCUGUGGGAGAAGAACGGCUGGACUCUCAUAGUGGCAGAUGAAGAGCCGCCAUGGAACACCAUCCAUAUGUCGCGGGAUGUACGCCUUCAGUAG